Messenger RNA from Lodderomyces pseudojiufengensis, 543 nucleotides. RefSeq lists its product as uncharacterized. Lineage: Eukaryota; Fungi; Ascomycota; Pichiomycetes; Serinales; Debaryomycetaceae. The transcript has a single exon. The coding region runs from base 1 to 543 and encodes 180 amino acids. The record is from RefSeq and is a predicted model, not a curated record.
AUGAGUUGUGACGCUGCAUUUGCUUUAGGGAUUACCUGUGUGGCUUUGUGUUUAAUAGCAGCUGCUGCUUUGUUUAUUCUUAAAUCAGAGAAAAUUACAACAAAUAAACGAAUGAGAAACCUUGAAAAUUCAAACCUACAAGUUUUAAUAUUUUUAAAUCAAAACCAAAGUCCUCGAGAUUCGAAUUAUAGACCUGAUGAUGCUGCUACUACUACUACAGAUACUUCAAACACAAACUCACAUGAUUGCAAUUCAGAUAAUACAGUUGUUGAUGGAGUUACAAAAGUGGCUGAAAUCUCCAAUACAAAGAAAUCAUGGUUUAAAAAAAGGAUUAGUAAACGAACACUAACUUUUACCUUAUCAAACAACACCUACAAGAAUCAUGAACUAAUCAAGGACAUAAAAAACAGAUUUCCGGAACUUGCCGAGCAAUACAGAGAGAUUCAGAUUGCUUGCAUUAUCGCUAUAUUCAUUUUUGUAAUCGGCAUUAAUUUAGGUGUAAUUUCUGGUUGCUUAUGUUAUACAGGGAAAUGUUUAAAUUAG